CAUUCAGUCGCUGCAGGGUUUCAAUUGUUAGCUAGUGUUGCACUUGACUUGCCCGUGGUGUAGUUCCCGCUACUUUUAAAAGAAAAUGCAACAAAGGCGUCUCUGUUAUUUUGAGGGGAAUUACAAUUAAUUUCGCGUUCAAUACAAUAGGUUUCAGGCUAAUUUGGGCAUUUUAUUUUACUCUGCACCGCCGUAGCUGUUAUAACGUACACGGUUUUACUUUGACAUCCCGGAAGCUAAAAGAUAAAGUUAGACCGAUUGAGAUGGGACUUCCGGUAAGGUAACAAAUAAGACCCCCAUUAAUUGUUGAAGCCAAAUUGUGGAGCAACUUUAAAGUGAUAUUUCAGUUAUAAACUUUUUUCUGAAGUUGUGUUUUAUGAGCAAUAAGCAAGACUGCGUUAUUUUAGCUUGUUGUUGCCUGUAUGUCUGUGAGGCCAGUCAUGUCAUUUCCGGUGUUGUGUUGUGUUUUUUGAAGUUCACUUGCAGGUUAUGGAGGCCAUACAGUAGCUCGGGGGUCCCACGUCCUCAGUCUGCUGUUAAACCUUAUUCCACUACGUCUACCGAUUUCCGGCUUCCAUGCCCGCCCAACCCCCUGUGAAGGAGCCGGAGGAGGAGAUGGAGGCAGAGGGUGAGUCGCAGCUCCCCGAGGCCAACGGAGAGGUGGAAGAACCCAGAGAGAAUGAAGGAACAAGAGGGGGAGGAGCCGAGGAGACCAUGGAGGAAAGUACGGAGGAGAGGGAGACCGACUUGGAAGAUAGUGACGAGGAGGAAGAGGAGGAAGAGGAAGAAGAGAGCUCAGAGAUGGAUGAUGAAGACUGCGAGAGGAGAAGAGGAGAAUGUCUGGAUGAGAUGAUGGAUCUGGAGAAACAAUUCCAGGAGCUGAAAGAGAAGUUGUUUCGGGAACGGCUAAACCAAGUGAAAGUCAAGCUGGACGAGGUGCUGACAGGAAAGGCCGGUGAAUACAGAGAACCGCUGGCUGCACUACAGAACAGCAUGCAGAUACGGACACAAGUGGCUGGAGUGUACAGGGAGCUGUGUCUGCAGGUCAUCAAACACAAGCAUGAAUGUGAAGUGCAAGGAGCGAGGCAGCACCUGGAGAGUGAGCGAACACUGCUGUUUGACGCCAUGAAGGGCGAACUACUGGAAAAGAUAAGGAGGCUGGAGGAGGACAGGCAGAAUAUAGACCUCACCUCAGAGUGGAGCGAUGAGCUGAGGGGCAAGAAGUGCAAACGAAAGAACCUGCUGGGUCGAUCUGAGAAGAAAAAGAAAGUAGCUUUGGUUUCAGGUAAGCACCACGUGUGAGGAGCCUCACCAGGGCUGAUGUGUACAUAUACAGAUGAGGAGAUGA
This is a messenger RNA of Neolamprologus brichardi, 1348 nucleotides long. NCBI's taxonomy places the organism in Eukaryota, Metazoa, Chordata, Actinopteri, Cichliformes, Cichlidae. The record is from RefSeq and is a predicted model, not a curated record.